UGAGGAGCUUUUUUGCAAAGGAAAGAUUUUUCCUGCAGUGUCAUCCUGACCCCCCCGCAAACUGAAUGACGAGCAAACGUAAACGAGCGGCCGUGCUGAGACGGAGUCAUUCGAAGUUCUCGGAACGUCUGGGAGGAAUAUCCAUGAAGCAAACAAUCAAACGUGAAGCCAUGCUUGCCCCUGCACAAAACAGUGUCGGUGGCGUCUUGGUCUUUUUGAUGAAGGCACCGUGUGACCACGUUUGAUUCUGAGGCCACUUUGACGGUUUGCAGGCUGUCUGAAGUGAGAUCAGAGGCGCGAGAGCCGAGAAGCAAACGUCCAGCCGGGCGAGAAGAUCAGAGGAGACAUUGUGAGUCUGCACCUGGUGAGGUGAGCAAGGCGGUGAAAGCAGCGAUAUCAGCGGGGUACCGCCACAUCGACGGAGCUUUCAUCUACCAGAACGAGGUGGAGGUGGGCGAGGGAAUCCAGGCCAUGAUCAAGGACGGCGUGGUGAAGCGAGAGGAGCUUUUCGUUGUUAGUAAGCUGUGGUGCACUUUCCAUGAAAAGUCCAAGGUUCGGCAAGCUUGUGAGAAGACCCUGAGCGAUCUCAAACUGACCUACCUCGACCUCUAUCUUGUGCACUGGCCGAUGGGAUUCAAGGCUGGCGACGAUCCAUUUCCUUUGGACAGCAAGGACGAAAUUAUUCCUGAUGAUUCUGACUACCUGCAGACAUGGGAGGGGCUGGAGGAGCUAGUCGAUGCCGGUCUGGUCAAAGCCAUCGGCGUCUCCAAUUUCAACCGGGAUCAGAUUGAGAGACUCCUCAAUAAGCCGGGCCUCAAGUACAAGCCUGCCAAUAACCAGGUGGAGUGCCACCCAUUCUUGUGUCAGGAGAAGCUGAUUGACUACUGCCAAUCUCAGGGCAUCGCCGUGACAGCCUACAGUCCCCUCGGCUCCCCCGACAGACCCUGGGCCAAACCAGGCGAUCCUUCACUUUUGGAGGAUCCUGAGAUCAAGGCCAUCGCCAAGAAGCACAACAAAACUUCUGCUCAGGUCCUGAUCCGCUUCCACAUCCAGAGGAACGUGAUUGUGAUUCCCAAAUCGGUCACACCUCACCGCAUCCAGGAGAACUUUGAGGUGUUUGACUUCCAACUCAGCGCCGAGGACAUGAAGACCAUUUUGGGAUUCAAUCGGAAUUGGAGAGUGUGUGGGAUGCACUGGAGCGUGAACCACAAGGACUACCCGUUCCACGCCGAGUUCUGAUGUGGAGGAAUUUGCGGGUGCUGAGUGUGGCUCCAAGACCACUUUGAUUUCUGUUGAGCGCUGCUGGGUACGCUUGCUGCCCUCACAAAUAUUUUCUCCUCUAUUCAUCGUAAACGUUCCAUCUGCGGCAUUCUACAUGUUCUUCCCUUACAUGUGCCCGUGCGUAGCACUUCCUCUUAUUUUCAAGUCAUAUGUGGCACUUGUGACUGCUCGGCGUUGCUGAGUCACGCAUGCUCCUUGUGGUGGCGUUGCUUCAUUUCUUUUCACUUUUCUCGUGCGCGCAAUUCGUAUGACCGCCCGUAUGUUACAAUAAAAAUGUUAAAGCAGUA
Hippocampus zosterae (dwarf seahorse) is the source of this 1568-nucleotide messenger RNA. It is a transcript of the gene akr1b1.2, whose product is annotated as aldo-keto reductase family 1, member B1 (aldose reductase), tandem duplicate 2. The record is from RefSeq and is a predicted model, not a curated record. The transcript has 11 exons. Bases 472 to 1239 code for a protein of 255 amino acids. Gene Ontology annotation, cellular component: cytosol. Lineage: Eukaryota; Metazoa; Chordata; Actinopteri; Syngnathiformes; Syngnathidae. Gene Ontology annotation, molecular function: aldose reductase (NADPH) activity.